Triticum dicoccoides is the source of this 4115-nucleotide messenger RNA. RefSeq names its product LRR receptor-like serine/threonine-protein kinase RPK2. Lineage: Eukaryota; Viridiplantae; Streptophyta; Magnoliopsida; Poales; Poaceae. The transcript is spliced from 5 exons. Gene Ontology annotation, molecular function: protein kinase activity; ATP binding; protein binding. The record is from RefSeq and is a predicted model, not a curated record. Gene Ontology annotation, biological process: protein phosphorylation. Bases 270 to 3323 code for a protein of 1017 amino acids.
ACGGAAGGGGAAGCGGAGGGAGGACCGGCACCAGCAGUCAGUCCAGCAGCACCAACCAAAACCGGAGGGAGACAACAGACAAGGCGCAGGCAGAAAAAAUAUCGCCUCCGCCCCCUCCGAGUCCCCCGAUAUCGCGCGCGCGCCCGGGCUCUUCUUCUUCCCCAUGUGAGUUUGCCCCUCCCUCUCCCCUCCCCUCCCUCGUCGGUCGUCGCCUCCGCUGCACCAACCGCAGCACCCCCGGGCCGUCCCUCGCCUUCGGCUGGGCGGAGAUGGUGGCCGCUCGCCGGAGCACCGCCGCCGUCCUGCUGCUCCUGCUCCUGCUCCCGCUGCUCGCCGCCUCCUCGUCGAACCGUGGCCAGGAGCAGGACAGAUCGGCGCUUCUCCGGCUCAGGGACGCCGUCCCCUCCUCCGAGCUGCUCCGCCGGUGGCCGUCGGGCGCGGACCACUGCUCCUGGCCGGGGGUCGCCUGCGAUGCGAGGUCCCGGGUCGUCGCCCUCCACGUGCCCUCCAGCUUCCCGCGCGGGAGCGGGAUCGCCGGCCAGCUGCCCACGUCGGUCGGGCUCCUCACCGAGCUCAAGCAGCUCUCCUUGCCCUCCUUGGGCCUUUUCGGCGAGAUCCCCGCGGAGAUCUGGCGGCUGGAGAAGCUCGAGGGGGUCAACCUCGCCGGGAACUCGCUCCGGGGCGCCCUCCCGCCCGCCUUCCCGCCGCGGCUGAGGGUGCUCAACCUCUCCUCCAACGCGCUCAGCGGCGAGAUCCCUGCCUCCCUCUGCAGCUGCACGGAGUUGAACUUCUUGGAUCUUUCCGGCAACCGGCUCAACGGGUCCGUGCCGGCGGUCGUCGGCGGCCUCCCCAGGCUGAGGCAGCUCGACCUGUCCCGGAACCUUCUUGCCGGGAGCAUCCCCUCUGCUCUGGGGAGCUGCACACAGCUCCGCUCGUUGCGCCUCUUCUCCAAUAUGUUGGACGGUUCCAUCCCACCAGAGCUUGGACGGCUGAGCAAGCUGCGGGUUUUGGACGUAUCGGGUAACAGAUUGAGCGGUCUGGUACCCAGGGAGCUAGGGAACUGCUCAGGUUUGUCGGUUCUCGUGUUGUCGAGCCAGUUUGAUGCAGUGAAACCCCAUGAGUUCAAUCUCUUUGAGGGAGAGCUUCCGGAGAGCGUGACAGCUUUGCCAAAGCUUAGGUUGUUAUGGGCGCCGAAGGCGGGCCUGAAAGGAAAUCUCCCAAGCAAUUGGGGAAGCUGCCAUAGUUUGGAGAUGGUUAAUCUCGGAGGUAAUUUACUUGCUGGAGUGAUUCCGAGGGAGCUAGGGCAGUGUAGAAACCUCAAGUUUCUCAACCUCAGUUCCAAUAGAUUGUCCGGUUCGCUUGAUAAAAAUCUUCAUCUGCAUUGUAUGGAUGUGUUUGAUGUCAGUGGCAAUGAACUGUCAGGCUCAAUUCCAGCGUUUGCGAACAAAGAAUGUGCAUCACAGCAACCGUUGGAUGGCGUGACAUCUGGCUAUUCUUCACCCUUCAUGUCCCAAGCUGUAGCACAACUAUCAUUGGGUUACUGUGAAUCAGGAGAGUGUUCGGUUGUAUACCAUAAUUUUGCAAAGAACAAGUUUGGAGGCCGUCUUACAUCCUUGCCAGUUAGUGCAGACAGAUAUGGAAACAGGACCUUGCAUGCAUUAACUCUUGAUCACAAUAACUUCACAGGAUCAUUGGAUGCAAUUCUGUUGGAACAGUGCAGCAACUUAAAUGGUUUGAUCGUCAGCUUCCGAGACAACAAGAUAUCUGGUGAGCUCACAGAAGAAAUCUGCUCAAAAUGCCAUGCCAUCAGAGUUUUGGUUCUAGCCGAGAAUCAAAUUUCAGGAGUGUUGCCUGCUAACAUUGGUUUGUUGGGUGCUCUUGUAAAGAUGGACAUCAGCAAAAACUUUCUGGUUGGUCAAAUACCUGCCAGUUUCAAAGACCUCAAGAGCUUGAAAUUUCUCUCGUUAGCUGCAAACAAUAUCACUGGUCAGAUACCGUCCUCUUUGGGGCAGUUGGAAUCACUGGAGAUUUUAGAUCUCUCAUCCAAUUCUCUGUCUGGGAAUGUCCCUAGUAAUAUUGUGACACUGAGAGGUCUCACGACACUUCUGCUGAACAAUAAUGAGCUCUCUGGAAACAUUGCCGACCUUACCCCAGUAUCACUGUCUGUUUUUAACAUUUCAUUCAAUAACUUGGCUGGGCCGUUGCAUUCGAAUGUGCGAGCACUCAGUGAGAAUGAGGCUAGUCCAGAACCUGAGAAUACAUCCAGCGAUGGCGGAGGCUUCACCAAAAUAGAGAUUGCCUCAAUAACCUCAGCAUCAGCGAUUGUUGCAGUUCUCUUGGCCCUGAUCAUCCUUUACAUUUACACUCGUAAAUGUGCAUCAAGACCAUCAAGGCGUUCUAACAGGAGAAGGGAAGUUACUGUUUUUGUGGAUAUUGGUGCUCCUUUGACAUAUGAGACCGUUGUACGCGCUGCUGGCAGUUUUAAUGCAAGCAAUUGCAUUGGAAGUGGUGGCUUUGGAGCAACAUACAAAGCUGAGAUUGCACCAGGCAUUCUGGUGGCAAUAAAGCGGCUCGCUAUUGGAAGGUUCCAAGGUAUUCAGCAGUUCCAAGCAGAGGUGAAAACUCUUGGAAGGUGUCGGCAUGACAAUCUUGUAACACUCAUAGGGUACCACCUCAGUGAUUCAGAGAUGUUUCUAAUAUACAAUUUUCUGCCCGGCGGUAACUUGGAAAGGUUCAUACAGGAAAGGACAAAGAGACCAAUUGAUUGGAGAAUGCUUCACAAAAUUGCUCUAGAUGUUGCACGUGCACUUGCAUAUCUUCAUGAUAAUUGUGUCCCACGUAUUCUGCACCGGGAUGUGAAGCCAAGCAACAUCUUGCUCGACAAUGAGUACACUGCAUACCUUUCGGAUUUUGGAUUAGCAAGACUACUUGGGAAUUCAGAAACUCAUGCAACCACCGGUGUCGCGGGUACUUUUGGGUAUGUUGCUCCAGAGUAUGCGAUGACUUGCCGUGUUUCUGAUAAGGCUGAUGUGUACAGCUAUGGUGUUGUGCUGCUUGAACUUAUUUCAGACAAAAAAGCACUGGACCCUUCCUUUUCUCCGUAUGGAAAUGGAUUCAACAUAGUUGCCUGGGCUUGCAUGCUUUUGCAGAAGGGCCGAGCUCGUGAGUUCUUCAUAGAAGGGCUGUGGGAUGUGGCUCCGCAUGAUGACUUGGUUGAGAUUCUGCACCUCGGUAUCAAGUGUACUGUGGACUCUCUUUCUUCUAGGCCCACAAUGAAGCAAGUUGUUCGGCGACUAAAGGAACUCAGGCCGCCCUCUUACUAGAAUUUGCAACUCCAGUAUGACAUACAUCUCAAGACUGAGAGUAAGUAUUUAUAUCGCGUGCAACUGUAUUUAGGCUGUGAAUGCACAUAAAAGACAAGUUCUACAUAAAUCUUCUCAUUUGAAAGCAACCGCAGUAUCGGAGGGAUGAAUUUGUUGAUCCUGAUCAACCGAUGAUUUGCUGUUAAAGCUGUUGAGGAUUCUGUUUGACCCCAACUGCCAAGGAUACUCCUGACAAAUUAGUGGACACAGUAUCCAUGCCAUAUCCUCCGGUCAUGCGAUAAUUGACCAGUACCAAGUGCAAGAUUGCAUCAUUGCACGGCAUACCGGUGCCGCUGAAACGACCGUCGCUCGAAGGGACUCCCGUGGGGAGUUGUGCCGCGCCUAGCAUGACUCGGCGUGGCAUCAUCGACGCGAUGAAAACGACUGCGCGGCGUGGUUCAUCGGCCUUGCCGUAGUUCUGCCGCGAUCCACAAAAUACAGAGGAAAGCCUUGUCCUGCGGCCUCCUCCAUGAGUGAGGAGAUAGAAUGGCUGAUCCGAAGAGAAGGGAAACCUCGCCGUUCUUCGGGUGGUGGCCCGGAGCAGCGAUUAUCACAAAAAAUCCUUGAUUAGUUGACUUGGGCUUUGUAACAGUAUAUCGUUUCCUUGCUGCUUUCUAUUAAAAAAAAAAGCAGGGCCAUGUGGCCUUUUUAGAGUGUCAAAAAUGGUUUUACAUUUUGGGUCCAAGGGAGCAGUGCGUACCGUUUCGUGCACUAUGCAAAAAAAAGAAGACAAUUGAGUAAUUUUUUUGGGCA